Perca flavescens (yellow perch) is the source of this 1626-nucleotide messenger RNA. It is a transcript of the gene plag1, whose product is annotated as pleiomorphic adenoma gene 1. The transcript is spliced from 3 exons. The coding region runs from base 184 to 1626 and encodes 480 amino acids. The record is from RefSeq and is a predicted model, not a curated record. Gene Ontology annotation, cellular component: nucleus. Gene Ontology annotation, biological process: regulation of gene expression. NCBI's taxonomy places the organism in Eukaryota, Metazoa, Chordata, Actinopteri, Perciformes, Percidae.
AAAAAUUAUUAAAAAUUCGGAAAAUAGUUGAAAGUGAAGAAAAACCCGACAGAAAGGAUGUUAAAGCGACCGGGGCCCCUGAGUCCGGGCGGUGUUGAGCACAUAAAACUGGAUAGAACAACUGCAUCAGUACUAGUUGGGCACUGCGCCCCUGUCCAUGUAGCUGCUCAGCCCUAGAGUGCCAUGGCCACGGGAACCCAGGGCCACCGCGACCACCUCCUGGAGAGAACCAAGCUCGCGCUGCCCGCCGGGAGGCGCAGGAGAGCCGAGGGGAAGCCCAAGAAGAAUUUCUCUUGCCAGGAGUGUCAGAAGGCUUUCAACAGUCUGGAGAAGUUGAAGGUGCACUCGUACUCUCACACAGGAGAAAGACCGUACCGCUGCUCCCACCCCGACUGCACCAAGGCUUUCGUCUCCAAAUACAAGCUGCUACGGCAUAUGGCGACUCACUCGCCAGAAAAAAACCACAAGUGUUCAUACUGUGAGAAAAUGUUCCACCGCAAGGAUCACUUAAAGAAUCACCUGCACACUCACGACCCCUACAAGGAGGCGUUCACUUGCCAGGAGUGCGGCAAGAGCUACAACACCAAGCUGGGCUUCAAGCGCCACCUGGCCCUCCACGCCGCCAACAGCGGAGACCUCACCUGCCAAGUGUGCCUGCAGCCGUUCCCCAGCACCGGGGUCCUUCUGGAGCACCUCAAAACGCACGCUGGCAAGUCCUCCGGCGGGACCAAAGAGAAGAAGCACCGCUGCGAGCAUUGCGAGCGGCGAUUUUACACCCGUAAAGAUGUGCGGCGCCACAUGGUGGUGCACACCGGACGCAAGGACUUCCUCUGUCAGUACUGCGCCCAGCGCUUCGGCAGGAAGGACCACCUGACGCGUCACGUGAAGAAGAGCCACGCUCGGGAGCUGCUAAGGGUCAAAACUGAGCCAGCUGAUUCGCUGGAGCCCGUUGUCUACGAUAUGGCGUCCGGGGGCAUCAAGGACGAGCUCCCGGGAAUGCUGACAACGAGGCCGCACCAGCUCAACAUGUACGCGGGCCCCGUCCUGGACACAGAGCCCUUCCCCACCCCCACACACUCGUUUUCUUUUAAGUACCCACUGGGCUCCAACUUUACCUCAUACAGCGUCUCACAGGAGCGGGAGCAGAAUCUAAAGGGAGAACUGGAGACCUACCUGAUGGAGCUGCAGAGCAGCAUGCCCUCCUCAUCCUCUGCAGCCCAGGAACCCCAACUCUCCUCCUCCAAACUGGAGCUGGAGCCUCAAUUGGGCGUGCUGGAGGACGUGAGCGAGGGCGUGUCCCUGUCCAAAAUGGCCACCCCAAUGGCGGCAGCCGCCGCCGCCGCGGGCGACUCACUGGCCUCAUCCUCCUCCCUGAUGGACUUCUCGCAGCUUUUUAACUUCUUGCCACUCAACGGGCCCCCGUACAGCCAGGCAGGGGGCGGCAGCGGGGGGCAGGGCGUGGCCUAUCCACCCAACGAAGAGCCGGCGCCUCUGGGCCAGCUUCCCCCCCAGCCCCCCGAAGGCCCGGAGGCUGCGGAGAGUCCGCUUCAGAGGCUGCCCUCCUCCUUCAUAUCCAACCUGAGCACACCCACUACACUGCCCCGCUUCCACCAAGCUUUUCAGUGA